Mangifera indica (mango) is the source of this 1420-nucleotide messenger RNA. Its product is annotated as rac-like GTP-binding protein RAC2. The coding region runs from base 397 to 1041 and encodes 214 amino acids. The transcript has 7 exons. The record is from RefSeq and is a predicted model, not a curated record. Gene Ontology annotation, molecular function: GTP binding; GTPase activity; protein kinase binding. NCBI's taxonomy places the organism in Eukaryota, Viridiplantae, Streptophyta, Magnoliopsida, Sapindales, Anacardiaceae. Gene Ontology annotation, cellular component: cell cortex; cytoskeleton; cell projection. Gene Ontology annotation, biological process: actin filament organization; cortical cytoskeleton organization; regulation of actin cytoskeleton organization.
CGGUGCGGCGAGGCUUAGCUGCCCCGGACUCACGCGCUGUCUUUUUCCUUGUUUAAACCCCGCCUACUGUAAUGGCAAGUACGUAUUCACAUGGGUGUCUAAGCGAAAAUUUCUCCCUACUGAAUUUGGUAUUGAGAAGAAUGAAAUAAAUGGUGUGAGAAAUAUAGUGGUGGCCUGGUUGGAAUGGGGUCUGGCAAUGCCCCCUCUUGCCUUUAAUUUGGCUCUCUGACAGCUCAAAUUAAAGUGUAAACUGAUCCCCAUGUCAAUAUAUUUGUUCUUUCCCUCAAAGCACCCACCUUACCUAGUAGACAAUUUUUGCCUUCUGUCUGUCUUUCCCACUCUCUCUCUCUCUCUCUCUAACUUAAGAAAAGAGGGAUUUUUUUUUUGGUUGUUUCAAUGAAUAGUACAACAGGGCCGUCAUCAUCGUCAUCUACAACAACAGCUUCAGCAGCAGCAACAAAGUUCAUCAAAUGUGUUACGGUUGGUGAUGGAGCUGUUGGCAAGACAUGUCUUCUUAUUUCUUAUACUAGCAACACUUUCCCAACUGAUUAUGUCCCCACUGUUUUUGACAACUUCAGUGCUAAUGUCUUAGUUGAUGGCCAGACUGUGAAUCUGGGUCUCUGGGAUACUGCUGGCCAGGAAGACUAUAAUAGACUAAGACCUUUAAGUUAUAGAGGAGCUGAUAUUUUCCUUCUUGCUUUCUCCCUCAUAAGUAGGCCUAGCUAUGAGAACAUUUCAAAAAAAAAGUGGGUCCCAGAGCUGAGACAUUAUGCUCCAUCAGUGCCCAUUGUUCUUGUGGGGACAAAACUAGAUUUGAGAGAAGACAGACAGUUCCAGUUGGAUUAUCCUGGAGCAUGUACUAUUUCUACAGAGCAGGGUCAAGAAUUAAAGAAGCAGAUAGGAGCUUUAGCAUAUGUUGAAUGCAGCUCAAAGACACAGCAGAAUGUAAAGGCUGUAUUUGAUGCUGCAAUCAAGGUGGUUCUCCAGCCUCCAAAGGCUAAGAAGCCCAAAAGAAAACUGAGACACUGCUAUUUUCUUUAAUCAAUAUACUUUGGUUGCUGGUAAUUUGUGAAGCUGUUGACGAUGAUUCUCACUUCCUCAUUUAUUUAUCUAUUGUUAUUCUUUUAUUUUCUAUAUAUAUAUAUAUAAUUAUUUAUUUUCUAUUGGGUGUCUUUUGUGGUUUGUUCUAGGAAAUUUGUCAUUUUUCUGUGCUGAUUUCUCUUAUAAGAUGUGUACUAAAAUUUGGAGAGACUGUUUCAUAGUGUCAGGAAGUGGGAUCUGUAUGAUACUAAAGUGAGGCUGAUCAAUUGCUGUGGGUUGAAUGUGAACAAAAUCGCUUUUCACUAUUAAGCUUUAGCUUUGGAUUAGUAUAACUCAAUAACAUGGACUUGAGCUCCUCUUGUUAACUCAUUUCAAUUCA